Molecule: messenger RNA, 1998 nt
Organism: Sycon ciliatum
Lineage: Eukaryota; Metazoa; Porifera; Calcarea; Leucosolenida; Sycettidae
Product: marginal zone B- and B1-cell-specific protein-like
Exons: 4
Coding region: 230-937 (235 amino acids)
Biological process (GO): regulation of B cell proliferation
Cellular component (GO): extracellular region; endoplasmic reticulum chaperone complex
Source: RefSeq, a predicted model, not a curated record
GGAGAUCUACCAAUAAAUUAUUUCGUAAAUACACGUCCCGGUUCUGCAGUUUUGGCAAGAUCUUAGGAGUACAUUGGGUUUGGGACUCCUACUACCACAGUAAUAGCUAGCUGUCCAAUAGUAGCCUGCAAUACUGCCAAUAGCAUUUUAGGACGCUCACGGACAAACGACCGGCUCUUCUUCGACGAGAUAUUUUGUUUACAAGGCUGGAAAAUAAAACUCAUUUCAAAUGAAAGCACGUACAGGAAUUCGACUACCGCUGGUUGCGGCCGCUCUUCUGGUGCUGUGUUUGGGAGACGUUUGGGGCGAGCAGAGGAUUAUUGAGAAUGUUGACAAUGCUGCUGGUAGCGCGGACAGCCAGCCUGAUUUCGUGCAGGGGGAUCCAUCUAAAGUUCCCCCGCGACCCAGGUCACCCGAUAGUCCACAGCCGGGAAUGUCACUGAAGGUGCCCAAGCUGACUCCGGAGGAGGAGCACUCCACCAACCUACCGUCCGGCAUGAAGUGCGACGCAUGCCAGGCGGUCGUCUAUCAGAUGGUGGAGCAGCUCAAGUUGCGCGAGAGCAAGCAGCUAUCCAAGGAGAAAGGCAAGCCAUUGCGCGAGUCCCAGUACCUGGAGGUGUUUGAAGAUCUGUGCAAUGGCGAGUGGAGUGGCUACGGGGUCAAGGAUGUUGACGGCAUUCACAUGCUCUCUGGCCCCGGUCUCUCCGCUGAGGGUCACAUGUCAAUGAUGUAUGGAGGUGGCAUGUGGCCACGGCGACUUAAUAAGAAGUGCGGCCAGAUUGUGGAAGACAUGGGAGAGGAUGAGCUUUACCAAGCCUACUACUCCAUGAAGGACAAGCCAUCGGGUAUCAACCCACUCUUGUUCUGCAAGACCAUACUGCCGGAUUGCAAGACAAAGGCGACCCAGAAGAAGAAGUCUAGCAAGCAAGAGCUGUAGAACUCUGCAAGUGUGCGCGCGCGAGUAUGUGUGUAUGCUCGUCUGUGUGUGCGUCGUUUGUGUGUGUGUGUGUGUGUGUGUGUGUACUGUGCUGUGCGUGCCUGGGCAUCUUGGCCCGGAUGGCUGGUAUAAAAGAGGAUCUGUCACUUGUGGAGCUCUGCAAGUGUGCACGAAUGUGUGUGUGUGUGUGUGUGUGUGUGUGUGUGUGUGUGUGUAUGUUCGUCCGUGUGUGCGUGUGUCUGGACGUCUUGGCCCGGAUGGCUGGUAUACAAGAGGAUCAGUCACUUGUGCGUCUGCAAGACUGCAGGAGAGGACGAAUCUGUUUCCAGCAGCUGCUCAUUUGUUUCCGCCCAUCCGCUGGUUUCUUUCUUUAUAGUUGUUUUGCUGCUGUUGCUGCUGUCCUUGCCAAUAACUGACAGUAGUGAGGCACUAAACACCAGCUGUGCGCUUCGAGCAUUCUGUUGCGAUAACGCGUCAGAUAUCCACGAUAAGGUGCGGGAAAUGCUCGUGUUGUCCCCCCCCCCCCCCCCCCGCAUGCUGAAACGAGAUCAUGUGCUGCAUCCUGAUCGCAACGCAAAGGCGUUGGUGUUAUUGCUUAUGGCGGAGCGGUGUCUGUGUGCAUCACUCAGCUUUGAAUUUUUUAUUGUAUUUUGAAUUACGAAAUUCGUGCCUCAUAUUACGAGGGUAUUUUUCCCGCUCAAAUAUUAUGAGCUUACGAACUUACGGAUCUAUUUUGAAUUUUUGUGAUCUGUUAUUUUGUGAUCUUUUUCGAAUUUUGUACUUCAAAGUAGGGAUUUUAUUUUCCUUUCUGGCCAGGAUAGGUGGCUUUCUUCUUUCUCUUCUCUCUUUCGAGCUUCUUUGUAGACGAUAUAGGUUUCACAUUCUAGUUCUGCUCGUAUUUUUUCGCCGAAUAGCCGGUAGCUGCGGAUGGUUGUGUUAUUUACUCUCAGCCUGCAGACAGAACUGUUUUAUUGGUUGUGUUAUUUAUGUUGAAUUAAUAAUAAUUCCAAAUUAUAUCAAGAUGGAUUAAUAACUUUCACGUAAUCAAGUGAUGUGCUUCA